Messenger RNA from Aricia agestis (brown argus), 4022 nucleotides. It is a transcript of the gene cos, whose product is annotated as kinesin-like protein costa. Gene Ontology annotation, biological process: microtubule-based movement. Gene Ontology annotation, molecular function: ATP binding; microtubule motor activity; microtubule binding. NCBI's taxonomy places the organism in Eukaryota, Metazoa, Arthropoda, Insecta, Lepidoptera, Lycaenidae. Bases 229 to 2994 code for a protein of 921 amino acids. The record is from RefSeq and is a predicted model, not a curated record. The transcript is spliced from 6 exons.
ACGGGAACAAAACGCGAAUGCUAUUUUAUCAUUUUAUUCAUGUUAGCUUUCGCAAAAUUAUAAGUUUAGUUUGUAAAAAUAAUCAGUUUAUUUAACACGUUUAGGUAUGCACAAAAAUAAACUGAGUACAGUGGGUCAAGAGUGAAAUUCGAAAUCCGUGGCGAAGGCUAACUUAAUUUUUGUGAAGUGUUUAUAAUCUUAUAAAUAUUGUAGAAUAACACAUCGACAAUGGAUAUACCAGUGCAAAUUGCAAUAAGACUGAAGCCACCUAGCAUCGCGGACUCGUUGCAGUGCAUUUUCAGCAACCCAGUGACGCAAAUUGUUAUUACCGAAAAUGGGCAAACGUUCCAUGUGAACAGGGCUUUGCCAGUGGAUUGUUCCCAAGCUCAUCUAUUUAAUUCGUUUAUGAUUCCCCAAAUAAAUUGUUUUCUGGAUGGGUGUGAUACUUCUGUCGUUAUAUUCGGUCAGCCUAAGUCGGGAAAAACCUACACUUUAUUUGGGCCAGGCUUUGAGUGCAUACACAGUGAAAGUGAUCAAGGAAUAAUACCAAGAUUUUUGUCAGAGAUAUUUCAUAGAUUGGGCCAAAUGCCAGAAAGAGAAUACAUAUUACACAUAACUUGGAUGCAAGUUAUAAAUAACAAUAUAUUUGAUGUUCUGGGCGCUGGUUUGGUAAGAUGCUGCAAUGUGGAGGAAGCUUUCCAGUACUUACAGCUCGGAUGGAGGCAACGGUGCCAAGGAAAUAAUCACACAGUAUUUACAGUUAGUAUGGAGCAGAAGUGGGUAGGCACAAACGGUGUACUCAAUCACAGAAUGUCCACAGCUAGUUUUUGUGAUUUAGCAGCUUAUCCUGAGCCCGGGCUGUUUGCCUUAGAGAAUAUAAUCAAAGAGUUGCUAGCAGGAAAUCCACCCAAACAAAUAAACUAUGACUCUUGUAUCCUCACUGCAAUGUUAAAGGAUUCCUUUGGUGGUAGAGCAUUCACUUGGGUUAUUGGAUGCAUCAGCACUGAACCUGAUGAUUAUCAAGACACACUCAAAAUAUUAAACUUGUGCCUGUGCUGCAGGGGAAUAAAGAAUUUUGUGACAGUUAACUUAUUUGCAGACAACAAUACUCCAGUAUACAAUGAGAAGAUGUCACUACCUGCUGACAAUGCAUUCAAUUUACAGUUUGCUACGACACAGUGGAUCAAGUUGGUAUCUAAUGCAGAAGGUCUCUUUAAUAGAAUUUUACAGUCAAAGUCGUUAUCUGAGUCGGACAUGAACCAAGUUAGUGAAUGGUUGUUUUUAAAGGCUGAAUGUGAUGAAUGCUUAAACAGUGAUAUCACUAAAGAAAAUAAGGAUACUGUCAUUAAACAGGGUUUACCAAGAAUAGCAGAAGACACAGAACCGAGUGAACCUAGCGAGUCAGAUGUUGAAAGUGAUUCUGAAAAUAGUGACUCUGAGACUGUGUUUCAGGAUAAACUCGAGAAACUAAUGGAAUAUUUUAGAGAAAAGAAUGACCAACUUUUUGCUAAAAGAUGUGAGGAAUAUCUGAAUCAUAUUGACUCUGAUGAUAUAACAAUCUCUGAAACUAGUGGCUCCCAGUCAUUACCAAUUUUAACAUCACAAUCCAUCUCAGGAAGAAGAAGAACUAUCCAGCCAGGUGAAAGUAUAUCUGGUGAACAAUUGGAACUUUUAAGAAAAGUUGCCGCUAAAGCUAUUUCUCCAGAAUCUCAGAAGAUCAUCAUAGAAUCUCACAAGAAUGACACAGAUCCCGAACCUAAGCUUAUAGAGAGGGAGUUGAUCAAAAUGAUUGAAACUCCCAAAACUUUAGAAAUCUGUAAAAAGUAUAAAAUAACAAAGGAGAAGUACACCCAAAAACAAAUACUCGCUAGAAAGCUCUCUAAAGAAAUAAGCAGUAGUCAGUCACAACUAAAGGAACUUAUUAAUCUGUGUAUAGCAAAACAAAGACUCAUAGAUGAACUCUCCAAGACAAGUACUAGUCAAAUGGAUCCUGAUACUAUCAAAGAAAUAAAAAGACACGAAAUUAAUUUAAAAACUUAUAAAAAGCAAAUUGAGCAAAUCAAGAGGCAAAUAAAAAAAGAUGAAAAACGAAAGAACACCCUUGAUGUAGAAUUACUCAAGGACAAAUUGAAGUUAGAUGAUCUCUCAGAAACUUCAAUGGACAAUAAAGAUAAGAAAGUUAACUCUAUUAAACAUUUUACUCAUAGGAUUACACAAUUAGAUAGUAUUUUAAAGGAAAAGACUAAUGAUCUUGCAAGUUUAGAAUUAACAAAAGAAAAUGAGUUGCUACUUAGGAAGGAGAUUAAAAAUUUACGUAAAACAAGAGAAUGUUUGCAUGACCAGCGCUGUAGUUUGGGUCACAAAAGAAAAGUUUAUAAAUCACUUUCUGAUUCAGAGGAGCGUAAAUUACUAGAGUGUGAAGAAGCAAUAGAGGCUAUAGAUACAGCAAUAGAAUACAAGAAUAACUUGAUAUGUGGCAACUCUCCAUCUGCCUCACUAUCAGACUCACAAGACAAUAAGGACGCUAGAAGCAGGGGUGAACAGAUGCUUAUGGCAAGACUUGAUAAACUGUCACAUGAUGAAAUGAAGUCCUUGUUGUAUAGAUAUUUUCAAAAGGUGGUAGAUUUACGCGGUGCGUGCGCGGCGCUGGAGGCGGGCGCGAGCGCGGCGGCGGAGGAGGUGGCGACGUGGCGGGCGCGCGCCAUCGCCGCCUGGCGACACGCGCAAAGACAGCGUCCGCCGACGCACCACAGGUGCUUAGACGGUGGUAACCCAAACCGAGCUCUAUCUCUGGGCCUGACGACAGACUCGGAAACUUCGGACGACGCGAUGCGAUUGGUCGAUCGAAUGAGACAGUUCACAAGAUACCAUCCAGCACCCGUAAUACCGAGUCAGAAUCUGCGGCAGCUGAUGCCAGCUACAAACUUACCCACUGCCAAAGUCACUAAAGAGAAGAAUAAGCUCAUAAUCGUGCAACAGAGUAAGAAGAAGUGAUACAGGCGUUUAUUUUUAUUUUCCACGUUGAAUCUCAUUUUGUUUAUAGCCAUAGCCAUAUAUUCUGUAUUAGAAUUUAAUCAAGUGCAAAUGCUUUUUUAAUUGUAAUAGAUUUAAAAUUGUAUCAAUUGUAAAUAAUAUUUUUACUAUUUUAAAUUGCUUUGCUAAGUUUUACAUGCAAAACCAUUGUUACAAAAUAUAUUAUGAUAGAUCGUAUUUUGAUCUCUGUUUUAGGCAAAAGUUAACAUACUGGCGAUUGUAGUAGGUUGAUGAUUGUUAGAAGAAGCAUUUGCUCACUGAAGAUGUAGUUUAUUGUAGUAAUAUUUUGCUGCAAUUUAAAAGCGCAAAUUCACGAAUAAUCAAAGAGACAUGUGCCUUGAAAAAGUGAGAAAUAAGUGAUGUUUAGAUAUCUAAAUUUUUGCUUGAACCAAAAUCAUUACACAACUCACAAUAAUUAACAUUUACAAAUUACUCAUCAUCUCUAAUCUCUGCCCGUAUAAUAGUACUCACCUUAUACCAUAAACUUUAUGAAAUACAAAAGAAAUAUACUGGGCAAAUGUUUUAGUGCACAAAUUGUUUAGAUGGCUUUUUAUAAUCUAGGCAGUAAUGUUAGUCAAUCGUCUUACAUAAUUUCUGCCAAGUUUCGUAUUGCAUUAUUAAUGAUUUCUCUUUAAAAAAAAAUGUUUUGUAAGUAAUCCUUGUAAAUAGGAGGCCUUAAUAAUAAUAGUCGUAAUCAUUGAAAUCGAUUCCUAACUUUAUUAUUAGUAUUUAUAGCAUAAUAUUUUGAAUAUUCUAAAGCUUUUAACUGGAGUAAUGACGCGAGCUCAAGCAAUUUUUAAAGGUGCUGUAAAUAUGUGAUGACUAUCCUAAAACGUUUAAAGGAAUGAACUAGUAAAAUUAUGUUAAUUUUUAUUAUAAAUAGUCGGUUUUCAACUUUCUAGAAGUUAUUGACGAUAACAAGUGUAUUCGUGUAGAUUUACUUUUAAGGAGUGAGCCCAUUGAGACGGGCCGUGUCGGGGCUCAGCGUG